Molecule: messenger RNA, 1804 nt
Organism: Salvia miltiorrhiza (redroot sage)
Lineage: Eukaryota; Viridiplantae; Streptophyta; Magnoliopsida; Lamiales; Lamiaceae
Product: SPX domain-containing protein 4-like
Exons: 2
Coding region: 668-1621 (317 amino acids)
Biological process (GO): cellular response to phosphate starvation
Source: RefSeq, a predicted model, not a curated record
GAUUAAUGAAAUGAGAAUAAUUAAUUAUUUAUUUAUUAUAAUAAGCGAUUGAACUGUUACUAUUAAAUUCGCCCUAAACCUAAAGAAAUGAAGUGUCCAUCUAUGAAUCCUCAUGCACUACCUUCAAACAAACUGUAUAUUUCAACAAAUUCAACAUCCUAUCAUUUCUUGGAUCCACAGCUGGUUGAAACUCAUCAACCAAUAAUAGUAAUCACAAAUUCAAUCAAGGAAUUGUAUUCAACGAAGACUACUUGUAUUCUCUCUUCCCUUGUUCGCUGGAAAACAAAUUCCUUGCCGCAUAUUAUCACAAAUAUUCUCCCAAUUCUUUUGGUUGCUCCGCAAAACCCAAUUGCAUCAAACCAAAACUACAAACAAAACAUUUUCAAUUUGGGAUUUUCUUCCGCAUAUUCUCUUAUAAUCCCAUUUCUUCAUCAUCUCCUCGACCAAUUAAUCACAAGACUGCAAUGGAAUAUUCCGCCUUUAAUUUCUGCGUGCGUGUAUGCAUCGUGUAUACCCAGCGAGUUUAAUAAAUAGGGAACAUGAGCGCCCAAAUCUUUUUCCAGAUCAGAUUAGAUUCCAAAAGCCAAAUUCUCCCUACGGAUUUGUACCCUUUUCGUGUUAAAUUAAUCGGAGCGGUGGAUUCGCACACGGAGAUAACCAAAUAACAAUGAAAUUUGGGAGGGAAUUUGGGAAUCACUUGGAGAAAACCCUACCCGGAUGGAGGGACGAAUAUCUGCGCUACAAGCUUUUGAAGAAGCUGCUGAAUAACAUCUCACCCGCCGCCGGAGUUCUGCCGCUGCCGGAGUUCCAGGUCUGGUUUGUGGCGGUUCUCGCUGGGGAAAUUGAAAAGUUCAACGAUUUCUACGUCGGCAAGGAGGAGGAUCUCAUCAUCCGCUUCCAGGCCCUUAAGGAGGCAAUUAAGCGAGUGAAGAGUAGAGAGCGAUAUUAUGAAAUGUUUACCUCAGAGUCUGAAUUUAGUGAGUAUCUGACGAGGAUACGCAAGGACUUGGUCGUGAUCCAUGGUGAGAUGGUCCUUCUGAUUAGCUACAGCUCCCUUAACUUUGCAGGUAACGAAGCAGCUCCCUAUCACUUGUUUCCGCGAGUCAAAUUUAAGCUUUUCUUUACCAUCAGAGAUAUAUUUAAGCUAUUGUGUAUAAAUCAUAUUUUGGUAGGCAUUAUAAAGAUAUUGAAGAAAUAUGAUAAACGGACCGGGGCAAUGCUAAGCAUACCUUUCACUCAGCUUGCUUUUCACCAGCCGUUCUUCAAAACUGAACCUCUAACGAGGUUAGUUCACGAUUGUGAGGCAAAUCUUGAGGUUCUGCUUCCACGUAGAGCAGAGGAGCACACGGGCACAAAUGCUUCGUUGGAGACGCUGUUGCUGGUGGAAGACACUGGGGAUGUGUACCGGAGCACCAUUGCUACGAUUAGCACUAUAGAGGAACUGAAAAAAAAGCCAAGCUCCACCUAUAACAGUCUGUCCAUGUCGUAUCUGUUCAGGAGCAAGGAUGAAGAUGGCUCGGGUGCUGUUACUGCAGAAAACUCGCCCUGCAACUCGUCUCAGUCUUCUGCGUAUGCUGAUGAACACGAAGACGAAGAUGAAGAUGUCUCUUCCCAUCAAUAAAUUUCCAACCUCUUUGGUUUCAGGUUCAUCCUUCUCUCAAGAAAUGUAUUAUGCACUUAUCAUGCGGCUGAGUUCUUUGUAAUUUGUAAUUUGUAAUAUGUUUGAAUAAUACAGUAAUAAUAAGCUGCUGAUAUAAUCUUAGUGGUAUUGUUUUUGUGAAAUAAAUCCAAUGUUUUGUUGUUA